UUUAAGGGAUGUAAGCUCACAAAUUUAAAGACCAAACGCGCCAACAAGACCGCCGGCCUCAACACUAGACUUUUCUAACCCUGCAAGCGCACACUUGCGUUUCAAAAACUUCUUCGCACCUAAAAUCAGGUUUCCAGAAGUCAAAAAUCAUGCUGCCGCUCUACAAGGAGAAACAGAUAUCUCCCUCCGUUGUUUGUACUCUUUUGCAAAACUCGAGGAAGGCGAAGACUAUAGUUCUGGUGUUCGUGUUACUGUGGCUGCUGCUCGGUGUGUGGCUGUUGUACACGUCCUACUUGUCCAAGGGAAGUUUCAGACUGGAGGACCUGCACCCGUUUAAGCGCAGUGGAGAGGGUUCGGACCAAGAACAACAUGAAGAGUCGGAGAUACACCCUAUUCUAGCGCGAGCCUUGCACAUGAAAGAUGACGGACAUGGGCUUGAAGUUGGAGCGAACGUCGCGCACAGGUACACCGAAGGGCAAGGCGGUUCGACCCCCUGGUCUCUCUCCCCUCGUACGGAACUGUGCAAAGGUCAGGACUUCGCCCUCCUCGCGUUGGUAGAAACUUCUCCGCACCGUUUCCAACAGCGCGCGGUCAUCCGGCGUACGUGGGGACAGAGCAACGCGGGGAAAACCGAAGAAGAGAACGUAAAAUGGCAGGUUGUGUUCGUCAUGGGUUCGGCGCCAGACACCAUGACGGAGGAAAGACUUGUGGACGAAUCUUUGCAGUACAACGACAUUCUUCAAGGAAAGUUUGAAGAUCACAGAGAAGAAGACAACCUGAAGGUAACUCUGGGUUUUAAGUGGGUGAACAGUACGUAUUCUAACGGCAGUUGUGUGCCUAGCUUUGUUCUCAAAACGGAUGACAACGUUCUUGUCAACAUGAAAGUCUUGGCACCCUGGGCACGAGACGCUCACGAAAUCUCGCAGCAUCUCUUCAUGGGUCACGUGCUUCGCGGCGGACGACCGAGCAGGGACCAAUCAGAGCCCAGAUACAUCUCAGAAGCGAGGUAUCCAAGGGACGACUUUCCGAACUUCGCACAAGGCCCAGCAUACAUGUUCUCAUUGGACGUCGUCAUCAGAAUGGUGAAGGCAUUUCGAGCCUUCGAACACAUGACGCCAUUUCCGUUCGAGGACGUGUACCUGGGACUUUUGGCGGAGUAUCUCCGGGUGGUUCCGAUCCACGACGACCGCUUCGUGGUCAUGAAGAAGCCGAAGAACACGUGCCUGUACCGGCGGAUGACGUUCAUCUAUGACGUCAGUCCACAGGAAAUGCUCAGUCUCUACAACAUCAUUGAGUCCGAUGACGUCGACUGCAGAGAAAUUUGAAACUAACCGAGCAACCGUUCUACAUGACUGUCAAUCAUAAUUAGUAUUUAACCAAUGAUAGCAUUGCAAUUAGAGGUUCAACCAAUGAAGCCCAAGAACACGUGCCUGUACCGGCGGAUGACGUUCAUCUAUGACGUCAGCCCACAGGAAAUGCUCAGUCUCUACCACGUCAUUGAGUCCAAUGACGUCGACUGCAGAGAAAUUUGAAACUAACCGAGCAACCGUUUUACGGACCGAUCAUGACUGUCAAUCAUAAUUAGUAGUUAACCAAUGAUAGCAUUACAGUUAGCGGUUCAACCAAUGAUAGCAUUAGAAUUGGCGGUUCAACCAAUGAUUGCAUUGCAUAAACGGUACCAAUGAUAGCAAUGCAAUUGUACGGUUUUACCACUGAUAGCAUUGCAGUUAGAAGUUCAACCAAUGAUAUUGUAGUUAGCUGUUAAACCAAUGAUAGCAUUGCAAUUAUCAGUUCAACAUUACCAAUGAUAACAUUGCAAUUAGCAGUUUAACCAAUGAUAGUAUUCUGGUUAGGAGUUCAACCAAUGAUAGCACUGCAAUGGUAGUUCAACCAAUGAUAGCAUUGCAAUUAGCAGUUCAACCAAUGAUAGCACGACAAUUAACGGUACAACCAAUGAUAGCAUUGGCAUUAAGAGUUCAACCAAUAAUAGCUCGACAAUUAACGGUACAACCAAUGGUAGCAUUGCAGUUAGCAGUUCAACCAAUGAUAGCACGACAGUUAACGGUGUAACCAAUUAUAGCAUUGGCAUUAAGAGUUCAACCAAUGAUAGCUCGACAAUUAACGGUACAACCGAUGAUAGCAUUGCAGUUAGCAGUUCAACCAAUAACAUUGCAGUUUGCAGUUGAUAAGAUUAUUGAAGCAGAAGAAAGAUAAAACUACUUCUAAGAACAUGUUACACCAUGAAUAGAAUAGAGAUAAACGGCAUAUCCAUGGGAUACAUGCAUAGUUGAAAUGCUAUUCCCCUCAAAAUUAAGUUAGAAAUUACCUGUAUUGUCUUCUAAAAUAAUACCAAUAUCUGUUGUAACAAAAAUACAUUUUUUGACAGGAAGACUUUUUGCCACUUUUUGAAAGUGCCAUAUUCCAACCAUCUAAGUUCGAUUUCUUCCAAGAGUUUUGAGGAAUAAAAAAAAAAGAGAAAAACUUAUGACCGAUUUUUUGGGAUAAGAUA
Molecule: messenger RNA, 2509 nt
Organism: Branchiostoma belcheri (Belcher's lancelet)
Lineage: Eukaryota; Metazoa; Chordata; Leptocardii; Amphioxiformes; Branchiostomatidae
Product: beta-1,3-galactosyltransferase 1-like
Exons: 1
Coding region: 150-1325 (391 amino acids)
Cellular component (GO): membrane
Molecular function (GO): hexosyltransferase activity
Source: RefSeq, a predicted model, not a curated record